This is a messenger RNA of Phycodurus eques (leafy seadragon), 2610 nucleotides long. RefSeq names its product poly (ADP-ribose) polymerase family, member 16 (gene parp16). The transcript has 7 exons. The coding region runs from base 80 to 1066 and encodes 328 amino acids. Gene Ontology annotation, cellular component: nuclear envelope; endoplasmic reticulum tubular network; membrane. NCBI's taxonomy places the organism in Eukaryota, Metazoa, Chordata, Actinopteri, Syngnathiformes, Syngnathidae. Gene Ontology annotation, molecular function: kinase binding; protein serine/threonine kinase activator activity; NAD+ poly-ADP-ribosyltransferase activity. The record is from RefSeq and is a predicted model, not a curated record. Gene Ontology annotation, biological process: endoplasmic reticulum unfolded protein response.
GAACGCAACAGUGCCAUUGGCUGACGUUAGCUUUUCUCAGUCAGGGCUGCUAUGAGUUUAGAGAACUUCAGAGCUGGGAAUGCAGCCGCCGCUCCCUCCUGAGGUCGUCCGAGAGCUGGUGUGCUCCUGCCUGCACAGAGAUCCUGUGGCAGCCGAUCUUCGCUGCAGCCUGUUUGUUGCUGCUGCUCAGAACUACAAGAAGGACUCUUUGCUUCGCCCUUUCCCUCCCCGAUAUUUACAUGAGGGCAAUAAAGACUUUGAUGCACUGUUGGCAGAUGUGAAUUCCUUCCCCGGGGUGAGAGCGAUCGUACGACUGCGGCCAGGCGAGGGAGAGCACCAUGUGGCCCUUGCACACUGGAUCCUCUCUUCCAAGAGCUUUGCUGUCAAGACACUACAGAAGGACGAGUACGCCAAACUCUGUGCCAUAACGCAAGACCCCAGCGUUUCUGCUCCUGCGCCAGACUUCCUGUUCGAGCUGGAGUACUGUGACCAAUUGAAUGCGCGCUUUGAACGGAUGAGAGAGGACAGAGAUGUCUUCUACGCCUUCCACGGGAGUCGCCUGGAGAACUUCCACUCUAUCGUUCACAACGGCCUGCACUGUCACCUCAACAAGAACUCGGUGUUCGGAGAGGGGACGUACCUCACCAGCGACCUCAGCAUGGCUGUCCUCUACAGUCCCCACGGCAGCGGCUGGCAGGAAAGCCUCCUGGGCCCGCUGCUCAGCUGCAUCGCCUUGUGCGAAGUCAUCGAUCACCCGGACGUCAAGUGUCAGGUGAAGAAGAGAGACUCUGAAAUGAUUGACCGUCAGCGCUCGAGGACCAAAAACAGCCAGGGAGGAGAUGUGCCGGAGAAGUACUUUGUGGUCACAAACAAUCAGCUUUUACGUGUCAAGUACUUGCUGGUUUACUCGCAAAGGAGACACAUGUCUAGACAUUCCCGCAACACCUCGUGGUUCCUCAGGCACCACUUUGCCGUCAUGAUGAGUCUCUACCUUCUGCUGCUCAUAUUUAUCGGCGCGUUCAAUUCGAACACCUUCAUAUCCUUUUGGAACAGACGCUUCAGCUGACCGACCGCAUGAAUCACAGACUCGCUCUUCAUCCACUGUGCCUUCCUGAUGGGACUCUGACCGGGGGGCCUCAGUACCAUUGACUGCAAUUUUUGUUACCGUUUUCCCUCCACACAAGCAUUCUCUUCUUAUGCAGAAAAAGAAAAUUAUUAGACUAUUUGCAACUGCGCAGCAUAGAAAAUAAGUGAGUUUUUUGUUCAUAAUGGAAUUGAAAACUGAGACCUUGUAGCAUCUUUUUCUUUAAAAAACUUUUUUUCCCCUCAAUACAGUAAUCCCUCUGCCAUGAAGCAGGUUGUCACGAGGUCAAAUUAAGGGUGAGCGAGCACCAUUUAUUAUAUUAUUGUUUUAUUAUACACAUACACUUGUACGACAGUUUAAAAUGUUUAAAAUGCUACUUAAAACAUAGCUUGUGCAUUUUCUAAAGAUUUUACGAUGGUGAAAGUUUGACCAUGGAACACGAGCGCAAGCCAUUAUUUCCUACGGGAAAAUGUGUUUCGAAAUCAGAACAAAUCACAGGAUGGUGUUCGCCCUCAGAGGUUCCACUGUAAAAAAAAAAAAAAGUAGAGAAGUACUCACACUUUUUAGCACAAGUAUUGAUAAUCUAUAUGGCAAAAGUACUGAUUCGACUCCUUAAAUAAAAGUUAAAAAGAAAACGUAAAGACUGAAAUGUUAGGCAAUUAUAUAACUACACUGUAGUUUUGAUUCCUAGCUAGCUUUGGCUAAGGCUUUUAUGCUAUCCAAACAGCAUGUUGUCACAGAAAACAAAUGCUAAAUUAGCUAAUGACAAUUGAACUAAUACACCAUAUCUGUUUAGACCUAGAUUUGUUUAACGCCAGAAGCUCGUGGUUUUUAAGCUUCGUAGAAUCAUUUCUGGAGCCAACAAUUGUCUGAAAUACGGUCAUGGAUGGAGAAUAUCUUGCUUCUCCAAAUCCGUUGCGUCAACGCAGUUCAUGCUCCCUGGUUCGUGUUACUUCAUGUCACUGUUAUCCCAGUUAUUUUCUGCCUUAAAAAUCCCCAAGAUGGUCAAUCACAAAAUUAAGGUUGACUUAAUGUGUGUUUGUCUUUUUGGUUUCAUCUGCAGUUUACAAUUGAAAAAUGUACUUAGGUACAGUAUAACAAAGUAUUUGUAGUGUGUUAAUUCCGGCCACUCCUAAGAAAUGUGCAAAUAGUAAGAUGUUAGGCAUAUCCUACUAAAAGGGGAGUAGCAGAAUGCUAAAUGUUGGCUACAAGCUCGCACAGACUCAAAUAGCGCUCGCUGCCUGCAAACCUCAUUUGAAUCAUUUUCACAGUUUGUUUUAUUACACUGUAGCUUUUGUAUUUUACUGUCGUACAAGGACUGUGAUGAUUGUAACAAAUUGUUGGCGAAUGCAGGAGAGGCUUUUGCCUAAGCGUAAAGUAAGUCGGCUUCUAAGGACGCCUCUUUGAAUUAUGUCGUCAUUUUUUGUACUACUUCCAGCAAUACACUAUUGUAAUCCAGUCCUGUAUUACACCAGGAAUUCUAUAUACUGUCAUGAAAAUAAAAUGUAUUCAGCUCUGCUCUGCUA